AUGAAGACUGCACUCUUGAUACGCGCCGCCCUGCUGGUCGUGGUGAUGCUGGCGGUGGUGUCGAUGGUGGCGGCCCACCCUGACCCUGGGUAUGGCAGGGGUCAUGGCGGCUAUGGGUAUGGUGGACACGGCGGAGGUCAUGGUGGAUAUGGUUAUGGUGGCUACGGCUAUGGCGGAGGACACGGAGGCUAUGGAUAUGCGAGCCGCCAAGCUGGUAGUGGGGUGUUGAUGGCCCACCCUGACCUUGGGCAUGGUGGCUAUGAGUAUGGUGACUAUGGCGGGGGUUAUGGUGGAUAUGGGUAUGGCGGACAUGAUGGUUAUGGAUAUGGACAUGGCCGAUAG
This is a messenger RNA of Penaeus indicus, 342 nucleotides long. Its product is annotated as keratin-associated protein 19-2-like. The transcript is spliced from 3 exons. Bases 1 to 342 code for a protein of 113 amino acids. The record is from RefSeq and is a predicted model, not a curated record. Lineage: Eukaryota; Metazoa; Arthropoda; Malacostraca; Decapoda; Penaeidae.